AUGGGGGUGAAUGUUGAAGAUGGAGUUAAUGUUGAAGAACAAGUGAAUGUGGAAGAUUCAAGUAGUGGUCCUUUGGAGCCAUUCAUUGGCAUGAUAUUUGACGAUGUGGAAGACGCCCAAGCGUUUUACAAGGCAUAUGCAAGACGGAAAGGUUUUGCAAUUCGAACAAAUCAUACUCGACUGUUGAAAGAUGAUAAAAAACUUUGUGCAGUAGAUUAUGUUUGCACAAGAGAAGGAUUUCGACAGGUAAGUCGGAAAGAAAAAGAACGAACAGUUCCUGAACUUGCUGAGACAAGGAUUGGAUGUAAAGCAAUUAUGGGAAUAAAAAAAGAUGGUGAAAAGUGGAUAGUCAACAAAUUUGUGGUUGGAAAAAACCACAUUCUACUUACACCGAGGAGUACUAGUUUGCUCCGUGAAAAUAGGAAAGUUACAAAAGUAAAAAAAAAACUGAUUAUGACUUUGAAUGACUCUGGUGUAUCAACAAGAAAGAUUAUGUCAGUAUUGAGUAAAGAAUCAGGUGGCGACUUCAAUGUUGGCUGUAUUGGCAAGGAUGUUGAAAAUUACUUGGGAAACAAAAGGAGAAAAGUAUUUGAAGAGGGGAAUGCACAAAGGUUAUAUUCUUACUUUCUUGAGCGACAACUCACAGAACCUGGGUUUGUGUACUCCAUGCAAGUUGAUAAGGAUGGAUUUAAUGAAACAGCAGAAUCACAUACACGGUUAUUGAGAACAUGGCUAGAGGCAAUGCUUGGUAAAACCCCUUCAACUAUAAUUACCGAUGAUGACAAGGCUAUGGCAAAGGCCAUUGCAGAG
Molecule: messenger RNA, 810 nt
Organism: Juglans regia (Persian walnut)
Lineage: Eukaryota; Viridiplantae; Streptophyta; Magnoliopsida; Fagales; Juglandaceae
Product: protein FAR1-RELATED SEQUENCE 5-like
Exons: 2
Source: RefSeq, a predicted model, not a curated record